UACUACGAUGGCACCUUCCCCACAGCCAAGGAGCAGGUGACCUUUGAGAGGAACAUCUUCAGGAAGACCCACCAGGCAGGUGGUGAGAUCACCAGCCUGGAAGGACUCACCAUUGUCUACAGGAGCAGCGUGGACCUCUUCUUCUACGUGGUGGGGGGCUGCCAGGAGAACGAGCUGAUGCUGUUUGCUGUGCUCACCUGCCUCCUGGAUGCCCUCGGCCACCUCCUGCGGAAGGAGGUGGAGAAGCGCUGCCUGCUGGACAACAUGGAGGGGACGUUCCUGGUGGUGGAUGAGAUCGUGGAUAAGGGGGUGAUCCUGGAGAGCGACCCCCAGCAGGUGAUCCAGCGGCUCAGCCUGCGGGUCCCAGAACCAGCUCCCUAUGGAUUCGUCCUCUUCGACUACCUGGCAGGUGGCUCAGAACGGGGGGACCCUGGUGGCCACAAAUAG
Messenger RNA from Chaetura pelagica (chimney swift), 447 nucleotides. Its product is annotated as coatomer subunit zeta-1-like. The annotation marks the transcript as partial. Gene Ontology annotation, cellular component: COPI vesicle coat. Gene Ontology annotation, biological process: retrograde vesicle-mediated transport, Golgi to endoplasmic reticulum; intra-Golgi vesicle-mediated transport; intracellular protein transport. The record is from RefSeq and is a predicted model, not a curated record. NCBI's taxonomy places the organism in Eukaryota, Metazoa, Chordata, Aves, Apodiformes, Apodidae. The transcript is spliced from 6 exons.